AUGUCGGGAGGAAGCAAGGCCGGUCCUGAAGAGGUUGAGACGGGAGGGGACGUGCCGGCAAGGUUAAGUGGGAUGGAGUUCCCCGUUUGUCCCCCCAAAAAGGAAUCCGUCGGCGAAUCAGCAGCGGGGAAUGGUAUCCAGGAGUGGAGAAGAAAUCAAGAGGCCACGCGUACCCAGACAGACCCCUAG
Molecule: messenger RNA, 189 nt
Organism: Neurospora tetrasperma FGSC 2508
Lineage: Eukaryota; Fungi; Ascomycota; Sordariomycetes; Sordariales; Sordariaceae
Exons: 4
Coding region: 1-189 (62 amino acids)
Source: RefSeq, a predicted model, not a curated record